AUGCCCGUUACAUUAGUAGACAGGUUGCCCUUGCCAAAUCUCAAGGUUUAUACAGCGGGAAGUGUUUCACUGCUUUCAAUAGCUGUUUAUUACGCUUUAAGUGUAACUAGUGAUCCAAACUGGCGUGCAAACUCCACGCUAGCCCGACAGGACUCAAUGGAGUCUGGGCAAGGUGAGCAGCGACCAAUACCGGCCCAGUUACAGUCCAAUGGUACCAGAAAUGUAUCAGAGCAGUUUGUGGAUGUCAUAACAUUUAUGAUGCAGGAACCACUAUGCAUGUGGACCCUGAUCAACAUAGCGUACUGCUCACUGGCGGUGUUCGGGUUCGCGGUGCAGCGGCUAGUGUUCGGGCCGCUUCGCGUGGCCGAGGCACAGCGCGUCAAAGACAAGUUCUGGAAUUACGUGUUCUACAAGUUCAUCUUCGUGUUCGGCGUCAUCAACGUGCAGUAUAUGGAUGAGGUGCUGCUCUGGUGCUCCUGGUUCACGCUCGUCGGCUUCUUGCACCUGCUCGGCCAGUUGUGCAAGGAUAGGUACGAAUAUCUGUCGUCGUCGCCCCACACGGGCGGCUGGGCCCACGUGCGGCUGGCGUGCCUGCUGGCCGGCAUCCUGGCCGCCGCCGCCGCGCUGCUGGCCGCCGCCGCCGUCUGGGGGCUGCCGGCCGGACGCGACACUUUCGCCUUUAUGGCGGCCGAGUGCGUGCUGGUGCUGGUGAGCGCGCUGCACGUGGCGGCGCGCUACGCGCUGGCGCUGUGCGCGGCCGACGCGGCCGGCGCGGCGGCCUACUACGUGGCGCUGGGCUUCGAGGCGGCGGCGCUGCUGGCCGAGCUGGCGCUGGCGGCGGCGCAGGUGGCGCAGUGCAGCAUGCUGGUGUCCAUGGCGUCGCUGGUGCUGCUGCUGCAGCUGCGCCACCUGCUGCACGAGCUGCAGGCGCGCCUGCGCCGCCACCGCCUCUACACGGCGCUCGCCACGCACAUGAGCCGCAAUUAUCCAAUGGCUAGCAAAGAAGAAGUGGAAAAGAAUCAGGAUAACUGCGCCAUCUGCUGGGAGCCAAUGAAGGAGGCACGCAAGCUACCCUGCUCCCACCUGUUCCACAAUUCGUGCCUGUGCCAGUGGGUGCAGCAGGACGCGUCGUGUCCAACAUGUCGUCGUGCUCUGGCCGCGGGUCCGGCCGCGCCGCGCCAGGACGCCGCUCGCCACCCCAACCAUCUAUUCCACUUCGACGGGUCCCGCUACGUGUCGUGGCUGCCGAGCUUCUCGGUGGAGGUGACGCGCGUGCGGCCCGAGGCGGCGCUGGCGGGCGCUCAGCUGGACGCCGCCGCCGCGCAGCUGCAGCUCAUGUUCCCGCAGCACUCGCGCGCCGCGCUGGCCGCCGACCUGGCGCGCACGCGCUCCGCAGACCUCACGCUCGACAACAUCCUCGAGGGCCGCCUCCCGCCCGCCGCGCCGCCGGCGCCGCGCCCCGCCCCGCCGCCGCCACGCCCCGCGCCCGCGCGCUCCGACGCCGCCACUAUGGCCGCCGAGCCGGUCGACGGCGUAACCCGCUUCUCGCGCUGCGCGGCCGAGCGCGAGGCGCAGCUGCGACGUCGCAAGCAGCAACUAGUGGAGGCGGCGCGGCGCCGGUACUUGGCGCGCCUGGCGCCGCGCAGCUAA
Molecule: messenger RNA, 1650 nt
Organism: Spodoptera littoralis (African cotton leafworm)
Lineage: Eukaryota; Metazoa; Arthropoda; Insecta; Lepidoptera; Noctuidae
Source: the annotation of a GenBank genome assembly